AUGGCGGCGGCGGCGUGGCGCCGGUGUUUCGCACGGUUGGCGUCCGCCGCGUGCGCUAGGAAGACGGCGGCGUCCCAGAACGGCGUCGCCCGAAGAGCCGACGAACUUUACGCGAAAGUCGUCGAGUACGCGGCCGGUCGGCCGCUGUCUCCGAUCGACUGGGAGCGUUUCGAGCGGCAGCACAACCCGGACAUGCGGCCUCCGUUCCGCGGCCAGCUCAUGAGUUGCCUGGCCUCGAGGAGAGAGCACGAGAUGGCCCACUCGCUGCUUGAGUAUGCGGAAGGCGUCGCCGGCGGUGUGACGCGCACGAUGCUCGGCCACUACCUGGCGCUCUGCUCGACCGAACAGCGAGCGGACGCCUGUUUGCGCAGAAUCCUCGAGUCAAGGUAUAAUAUCACCGGCGGCCGACGCUUCCGCAUGCUUCUUUCAGAAGUGUCGUCGAAACUGUCGCGACUGUUUAAAGGAUAUCGCCUGUGUACGUUGACAUAUCUGUACACUUCGUUCGCCUUAGCUCGACGUGCGUGCUGCCGUGAGACUGAUCAAACGCGCUGUCAGACUCUUGAAGGGUUGUAUAAUAACGUUUUUGGAGACACGUGCCGUGUUCUGUUUACUGAAAUCAAAACAUUCACAAAUGCCUCUCCACACAAAAUUGGUGGCUUGCUGGACAGUCAAACACGAAAUCUGGUUGUGAGGUCUCUCUGCCAAACUCCUCUAUGGAAAAGAGCCAUGGAGCUCCUCGACGAGCCCGAGGCAGCUCCCGAACCAAUCAAUGCAGCGGCAGUCGCUUGCUUUCAGCACCACGACUUCUCUGCAGCAUGGGACUGUCUCGAGCGUCUGCGGCGCCGCAACAAGCCCCUUCGCAUCUUCCCUUCCACAAUGGAGGCUUGCCUUGAAGCUGCUCGCACGUUGGCACAGAGCGGCGACCAUCUCGACGAGGGACGUCAACUCGUCGACCAUCUCUUGGCGUACUUAGCCACUGGUAGCCAUGGUCCACUUCCCACAUCGCUAGCGCUGAAUGUGUCCAGCUUCUACAAGGACAGGGCCGGCCUCUGCAACCGGUGCAACCGCCAGCUCGAGAUGCACGGUCUCAGCGACACAGAGUGGGAGGAGCUGCGUCGAGGAGUCAUGGAACGGUGCCUGGUGGGUGACGACCCCUACCUGGGCAGCAACCCUCGAGAGCUGGCCAAGUUCCGGGACUUCUUGGAGCGCGCUCCUGCCUACAAUGUGGUCUUGGACGGACUCAACGUUGCACUCGCCAAGGGCAGUGCCAGCCAGAGGGACAGAGCUCAGCAGUUGCUGAAGGCAGUGCACCACUAUGCCGUUAAUGAGAAACGAACCGUGCUGCUAGUGGGACGCAAGCACAUGCUCCAGUGGCCUGCCGAAAUUAUGGACAGAGUUUGGAAGCACUGCCUCCGAUACCUGGCCAAUGACACGUCGCACGACGACCCAUUCGUGUUGUACGCAGCACUCCACGGUGGACCAGGCACACAGGUCGUGUCGCGCGACCUCAUGCGACAGCACCUGUCCCGUCUCAGCAAUCCGAGGCUUCAGGAGCUGUUCACCUCCUGGCAACAGACGCACCAGGUGGAAUGGAGGGGUGCACCUGCAUCCACGAUGGUGUCACACAAAGUGACAGUGCAGGGGAGCUCCACCGACGGAUGGCACAUUCCGCACGUGGAGGGGAAUGGCACAGUAGCAACUAUCGCUGAGGUGCAGUGGCUUUGCAUCUCUCCUGCCGCCGUCCUUCGAUCGUCCAAGUCGGGUUAGAACUCUCUGUAGGACUUCAGUGCGCAUAUCCUGCGAAGCGGCGCUGGUGUGGUUAUCGGAGCUAAUUAUAGC
Molecule: messenger RNA, 1839 nt
Organism: Rhipicephalus microplus (southern cattle tick)
Lineage: Eukaryota; Metazoa; Arthropoda; Arachnida; Ixodida; Ixodidae
Product: mitochondrial ribonuclease P catalytic subunit-like
Biological process (GO): tRNA 5'-leader removal; mitochondrial tRNA 5'-end processing
Cellular component (GO): mitochondrion; mitochondrial ribonuclease P complex
Molecular function (GO): ribonuclease P activity; protein binding
Source: RefSeq, a predicted model, not a curated record